Messenger RNA from Mizuhopecten yessoensis (Yesso scallop), 2866 nucleotides. RefSeq lists its product as uncharacterized. The transcript is spliced from 18 exons. The coding region runs from base 88 to 2583 and encodes 831 amino acids. The record is from RefSeq and is a predicted model, not a curated record. Gene Ontology annotation, biological process: proteolysis. NCBI's taxonomy places the organism in Eukaryota, Metazoa, Mollusca, Bivalvia, Pectinida, Pectinidae. Gene Ontology annotation, molecular function: metalloendopeptidase activity; zinc ion binding.
ACUCUUGACAUUGCCCUAGAUGUGUUCUAGUCGAGGAGGUAGGGCUUCAGAGACGGGAGUGCACGACGGACGACAGUGGCUGGCGAUAUGACUACCCUCUGCGUAGUGCAGUUUUUGCUGUUGUGUGGAGUGGUAGGAGGCCAGGAACUAGCUGCUUUCAGACAACUAGACAUGUCACCAGAUGACAUGUACAGUCUGGAACAGUACACCAACUUAACCCUUGACGAGAUUCUCACGGCAGCAAACGGAGGCAUGAACGUAUCGAUUCAGAAGAUGGUUGGACCAAAUGGCAUGUUCCUGGCUGAGUUAGACAUGCUGCUGACGGAAGAACAGUUUCGUAAUAUGUAUCAUCCGCCAGAAUAUGGAGAUAUCAAGACGAUGCCGUAUUUUGAACAGAAGAGAAAGAAACGAAAGGCAGUGAGACGAAUAGACUUAAGAUGGCCGAACGGAGAAGUACCGUUCUACCUGACUCCGGGCCAUUUCAAGGCGAAGGAGAGAUAUCUGAUUCGAGUUGCCAUGCGCGAAUGGGAGAAAUACACAUGUGUCCGUUUCCGGGAGGCAACGUCCGAUGACGACAAUUAUAUCCGGUUCCAAAACGGUGACGGGUGUAACUCCCAGUUAGGCAUGGUGGGUGGAGGACAGCUGCUGAACCUGGACCAGAACGGGUGUCGCUGGAAAGGGUUGUAUCUUCACGAGAUUGGGCAUGCCCUUGGGCUUGUUCACGAGCAUCAGCUCCCGAACAGAGACGAGUUUAUCGAAAUCCUCUAUAACAAUGUAGCACCGAGCAUGCGCAUAUGGUUUAACAAAUACUCGACACAGGAGGUGAACCAGUAUGAUGUUCCGUACGAGUAUUCCUCUGUGAUGCACUACGGAGUCACGGCAUUUGCAAAAGAUGGUAAGUCACAGACGAUCCGUGCUAAGGAUCAUUCGAAGGAGGAGACCAUCGGCAAGGUGUGGCGAAAGGAACUCUCCUUUAGUGACGUCAAAGCGGUCAACCGGAUGUACGAAUGUUCAGGUGUUUGUCCGAGGAGUGUCCGGUGCGCGGACGGAGGGAUUGUUGACCAGAACUGCCACUGUAUCUGUCCGGAUGGUACCUCAGAAUGCCAGGAGAACAUAAGGCCCAGGAAACCCAAGGCAGAAACUUGCCUGAACGAGUACGACAGUUGGAAAUGCUAUGUGUGGUCUACACAGGGCGAGUGUAAACUCAACACCAAGUUCAUGAACCGCUACUGUCAGAAAGCGUGUGGCUUAUGUGGUAGCGCGGGGACCAAUGCGGAAGGAAAUCACGUGGCAACAUGGGCAUGGCAAUGGCUAGGUAUCUUCACGAAUCUGUUCCCAAAGAACUGGACUGUGGAGGAGUGCCACAAUAAGCACAGCAAUGAAAAGUGUGACAGCUGGGCUAAGAACGGGGACUGCGUGGUCAACGAGGUCUGGAUGAAGGUCAACUGUAAAAGCACGUGCGGCAUGUGUUCCAAUAACAAUACAUUGGCUACUAAGAAUUGUGGAAACGUACACACAAACUCUUCCCAGUGCGAGAUCUGGGCACGCAAAGGGGAGUGUAUGGUCAACAGGGAGUGGAUGUACAAUAAUUGUAGAGGGGCGUGUCGACUUUGUGAACAGGAUAUGCAUCCAGACACGGACACGCCCCUUAGAGAUGAAACCGACGACAGCCAAAACGAUGACCCUCAAGGAUGUCGAGACAAACACAACACCCGUGAAUGUCUCAAGUGGGCAAGUAGUGGGGAGUGUACACGUAACCCGGACUGGAUGGUGCCUAACUGUCGGAAGUCAUGUAAUCGCUGUAAUGAUGGAUCAUGCAAGAAUCUCUAUGACGAUAAGAAGUGCACAUUGUGGGCCCAGGAUGGCGAGUGUAUGAAAAACCAUCGCUGGAUGCCAAAAAAUUGUAAAAAGGCUUGUGGUGAUUGCGAUGAUAGUACCACGGAUGAGGAGAUUGAAGAGGACAACAACGAUGGAGGGAACGAUGAAGACAUCCAGGACACCGAUGAUGAAGAUACUUCAGAAGGCUGCAGGAACUAUCACAAUGACAAAGACUGUGACACGUGGUCUAAGAGCGGACAUUGUGAUAUCAAUCCGGGCUACAUGAAAACCAACUGUAAACGCUCGUGCGGAGUGUGUGCAAGUACUCGCGAGGACGACGGUUCGAGAGAUGGACGCGAUGACCACGACGAGGACAUAGCAAACGACGAUGGUCGAGGACAUCAGGACGAUGAGAUAGACACAGACUCAAAAGAUGACGACAUGAACACUAAAGAAGAGGAAGAGGAGGAAAAGGAGGAGGAAAUAGACACUGGUCAGAGGGAGGACACCGAAACUGAGGUCACCACACGUCCGCCACUAGCCUGUGUAGACGACCAUACGAGUUGUGAGGCCUGGGCUAAGGUGGGAUACUGUAGGAACAAUGCCGGCUAUAGCCUGAGAGCCUGCCGCAAGGCUUGUAAAAACUGUAACAGUGUAUGCAUUGAUGAACACAUUCUGUGUCCAAUGUGGGCGAAAUCAAAUCAAUGUGAUUCCAACCCGGGGUAUAUGCUGCGAUUCUGCCACAAGUCCUGCAGAGUGUGUUAGAUAUGGUGUGGUGAAACUGGUUUAUUUCAUUGACAUUAGUAGAUAACAUGGUAUAUAUCCGCCUCAAGUGCGCUCUAGACCUUAUCGUUGGUAUGACGGACCAAUCGAAUGAGUUACUCUUCAAGUAUUGUCCCAAAUAUCUGCAAUUAUAUGCUGUGUAUAUAUUACAUUGAUAGCUAAAAAGAAUAUUAUGUCAAUCGUUCACUAGACAUGAUACUUAAACAGCAUCGCUUUUAAAAUGUAUGUUUUCGUAAAAUAAUGUAAAUAAAAACUCUUCUCUGUC